UAUAUAUAUAUGAGCCAGAUUCAAAUCAUUGUAUCACUUGUUCUUUACUAAUUGUGUAUAGAUAUUUUAACUCAAAUAUUAAUUAUGCAGAGCAUGAAACAAUCCCUCUUCGAUCAGGGAUUUCUGGACGAUCAGUUUGAGCAACUUGAAGAUCUCCAAGAUGAUGCAAACCCUAAUUUUGUGGAGGAAGUAGCCGCGCUGUAUUUCCGCGAUUCGGCUCGACUACUCCACAAUUUAGAGCAAGCCAUGCAAAAGAAGGCUCUUGAUUUUGGUAGGCUUGAUGGUUAUAUGCACCAGUUCAAGGGCAGCAGUUCAAGUAUUGGAGCCAGGAAGGUGAAGAUGGAGUGUACACAGUUCAGUGACCACUGCAGAAUGGGAAAUGCUGAAGGAUGCAAGAGAACCUUCCAACAGUUGAAAAAAGAGCAUUCCACUCUCAAAAAGAAGCUACAGCUCUAUUUUCAGUUUGCCCGACAAGCGGGACCCUCUAAUAAGGCGUGUCGCCCCAAAUAAUGCAUUUCGCUGCUGCUAAUGAUCACAUAUAUAUACAUAUAUUGUAGCGACAAAUUAAGAUAGUUUUAUGAUCUGCAAUCAACAAUUUGUACUCGCCCUAUAUAUUGUUAAU
Messenger RNA from Andrographis paniculata, 622 nucleotides. Its product is annotated as histidine-containing phosphotransfer protein 4. The transcript is spliced from 6 exons. Gene Ontology annotation, cellular component: cytoplasm; nucleus. Gene Ontology annotation, biological process: phosphorylation; phosphorelay signal transduction system; cytokinin-activated signaling pathway. NCBI's taxonomy places the organism in Eukaryota, Viridiplantae, Streptophyta, Magnoliopsida, Lamiales, Acanthaceae. The record is from RefSeq and is a predicted model, not a curated record. The coding region runs from base 85 to 510 and encodes 141 amino acids. Gene Ontology annotation, molecular function: histidine phosphotransfer kinase activity; protein histidine kinase binding.